This is a messenger RNA of Tupaia belangeri chinensis (Chinese tree shrew), 2946 nucleotides long. RefSeq names its product junctional cadherin complex regulator (gene JHY). The transcript has 9 exons. The coding region runs from base 353 to 2686 and encodes 777 amino acids. NCBI's taxonomy places the organism in Eukaryota, Metazoa, Chordata, Mammalia, Scandentia, Tupaiidae. The record is from RefSeq and is a predicted model, not a curated record. Gene Ontology annotation, biological process: brain development; axoneme assembly.
CCAGCCCUGGAAGCGCCUGCCCUACUCGGCCCUGCGGUCCUGCCAGCCCCCUCUGCACUCAGUCCCGGACGCGGUGGGCCAGGCCCCUAGGAAACCUAGCCGCGCGGGAUUUGGCUCUGCCUCUUUUCUUGUUUUUAAGGGUUUCUGCCCGUAGGGUCUCUCAAACGGCGACAGUAUUACGGCCUAUGGUCGCCAUUGUAUUGCUGAUCCAGCUCAAGAGCCCUAGUCUCUCUCAAGAGAGGACGCAGGGACGGAAUUUCGGUAGUGCUUUUACGAACCGCAGCUUUCAAUAUUCAGCCAGCUGCUCCUGUCCACAAGAGUCUCCUCCGUUAAUUUUUGAAAUUUUGUCAAGAUGAGUAGGAAUAAGCUAAUUCCCAAGCUCUCUGUUUCGUCUCCUGUCCAUCACGCCAACUUCAGUGUCCAGCCUACAGCCCCACCAGAUAAGAAAGAAGACACGCAUGGGAUUUUGAAGGACUCCUUGGAAUCUAACUCAGAAAGCCUCAUUCACGAGAAUACGACCCAGCCUGAACUUGAGGGCCGCGGCCAGGACAAUGACAUGGACCCUGACAGCUUAGAGGAGGGUAGCUCUGGGCCAGAAAGCCUGAGUGAGACCGAAGAGGAGGCCAGCAGAAAAGUUGCACAAGUGGCCAGCCAGGGAAACCUUCCCUCCCGGGACGAUGGCGCCAACAACACCCAACAGCCAGGAGAAGACAAAUAUUCAGACCUCCGAUACGACCCACACUGGAAGAGGAAGAGAGAGGAAAAGCAGCCAUUGCCAAUGGAAGCCUUGCCGGGGUCUGCAGACAGCUCCUCUGAAAACCCGCCUGCAGACCCGCUCUACCCUUCCAAGGAGACGUCCAUGGAGCUGUCAGGGAAGAAGAGCGAGCCCAAGAGCCCGCAGAGCGCAGCCUCCCUACUUGGGAGCGAGUUUCUGAGCCCUCGGUACGAGCGCCCGGCCCGUCGCAGCCAGCCGUUUUCUGAGCUGAGCGACAGUGACCCGGAGCAGAGGUCCAGCAAUCUCUCCCAGUACUUGAAGAGCUCCAGCUCCCGCAGUGAGGCGUUCCUGCCCGGAUCGCGGGGCCCCCGACGGAGGAGGUCCAGACAAUAUUUUGUGGAAAAGAACAAGUUGACUCUGGGAUUACCCACUCCUAAAAUGGAAUCCUAUCUUCAACUUCACAAUAGAAAAAGAGGGGAGACUCACCUGGAACAGAUCUCCUACCCCAUCAGAGUAACGGACAAGACCUCUGUUCAGAAUGCCACAGAGCUUGAAAAUGCCGCCGUCGAGCCUGAGGACAGAUGGCAUCAAAGAGCACAACAGCUGAAGAAUUACCGGGAACACUGGUCUCAAAAUCAAAAUUCCGAAUCCAGCAAUGUACCUAGAGGCCCAUCUUCCGAAGAGGCCAGCGGCCAGCACCCUCCCAGGCCAGCCAAGCCCAGGAUCCGAAAGCGUCAGAAACGCCGGAGUGGCCUGGAGGCUUUCAUGACUAGAGAGCUAGGUGUCAGUCAAGCAAACCAGAAUGACCACCCCAGACUGCAGCAGGGCCAGAACAAGCCCAUGGGCACUUUGGCAGUGCACAGGCCGGGGGCCAUCAUGGACACCUCCUACCACGCUCUGCACGACUCAAGCACACUUAGGACACAGGACCCCACAGUGGCCUCCACGGCACUGGCUCCACCAACCCAAGCCUUUGACAAGGUGUUAUGGAAAAACCCCACUGCCUACCGCUCCGUGCUGAGCGUCCAUAAGGAAGGAGGGCACAGAGGGCAGGGAGAGGACGGACCUUCAUAUCGGCGGCCACGCGUCAGCACCCUGGCUGACCUGGACGCGAGCAGCCUUGACCAGCUCUCUAGGAGACACGAGCUCCGGGGCCAGAGAGCCCCUCGGCCUGUGCACACCGCAGCUGCUCCCAGGGCAGCCGGAAGUAAGAAGCCACCCAAGCAGCCCGGUAUAGAGACGAAGUAUAAGAACUUAGAGAUGCUGUGGAAGUUCGGCUCUUCUGCUGACAGCCAGCCCAGUGGCGUGUCCCCGGAUUCCCGGCUCUCUCAGAUAAUGGAGCAGCACCAGCAAGCCCUGGAGCAGCUGACGGAGGUGCAGCCCGGCCCAGCGGCCCUGUCCGGCGUCACGCUGCCACCCAUAUUGCCACGGGUGGAGAGCGAGUCCCAGCUCAGUUCAGGGAGAAGCCAAAGAAUCCAAAUGAAAAUGAGCCGCAGCAAUUCUGAAGGCUAUCUGCUCCAACUGGAAAGAAGCAAAAAGCACAGGAAAAGAAGCGGCAUUAAGAGUUCGAAGCUGAAAGGUUAUCAGAAAAGAGACGUGAAGCUUGGAGGCCUCGGACCUGACAUGGAGUCCAUCAGAGACAAAAUGCAAAAAUUAAUCCUGCAAAAGGAAUACGCCCAGCAUGUUAAAGAGUACAACAGGAAGACAUUCUCUGCUCUGUCGAAGCCGCAGACAGCCAAGACCGGAAACAAGUCCCUGGUCCCUCGGCACAAGGCUUUGGAAUAUGCGAAGACCAUCCCCAGACCCAAACUAUCAAAUUUGACUGAUCAAGCCUCAAAGGGGAAAAAGCAUUCGACCUACACUGGGAAGGAAGAAAAUCUGCCCGAAAUCUCACUGCUGGAGAUACUUCAGAGCAGGCACGAAAGGGAGAAACAGGCUGUGGCUGCCUUCAAAGUCCUUCACAUCGUGUAGACGCGUUUGGUCGGGGAGCAGGGCCACUACAGGGACGGACACGGGGAUGAGAGACCCCCAACCAGCCUUCUCAUGGAGCGGUGACGUCUUCCUGCCCUCUGAUCACUCCUCACGUGCCCCAGGCAGGACAUGAUAUACGGCCCAACCACACUGCAGGGCCGUAUGUUACCUGCUGGGCAGAAAAUGUUUUUAAGUAUUUAUUUUCAAAUCAGUUAGAAUUGGGGCUGAGUAACAAUUAGAGAAUAAAACCUCUGGUUUCA